AUGCCGCUCAUUCUGCGGAUAAUCGAAGGGUUUGUUCAACUCUUCGUCCUUGCUUUAUCCCUUUUGGGAUGGUAUGUGGCCGUCUACCAUGUCGGAGUGGGAUGGCUUGUCCAGCUGCAAGAACGACGUCUGCUGGGUGGCCUGUACAUCCUCGUUACGGGCACUCUAAUACCAGCGUGCAUCUUCCUCUAUCUAUACCUCUGUUCCGGACGCACUACGCAUAAUGUGUUUGACUAUCCUGCUCCCGACGUGUCUGCCCUUACAGAGCCUUAUCCAUGUGCAACACUCCGAGGGGAAUUGGCAACAUGCGACCGAGCAAGGUGCAAAUCCAAAUGGAAGCCUCCCAGGUCGCACCAUUGCUCGACCUGCAACGUCUGCAGACUGGAAUUCGACCAUCAUUGCUCUUGGCUCGGAAACUGCGUGACAAUCCAACGGCAAAAAGCUUUCCUUUUCCUACUCCUUCUCUUUCCCGUGGUAUUCUUCGUGGGCGUCGCACCAGUCGCAGAGACACUGAUGGGCCAUGUCGACUCUGCACUUCUCGUUUCAUACAUGGACCCUUUCCUCCAGAAGUACUGGUGGGAUAGACCUUACUCCUGGGUUAUCCUUGCAGGUCCCUUCGGGCGGUAUAUCGUGGGGAUCGUCUUAGGGUAUGCAAAGCUCAAUGGCGAAAGGCGGGGCGAAGGUCUUGCGGUCAUGACACUCCGGUCUAUCCUGCAGGGAACGACAAGUUAUGAAGACCUUAAGCGCUCUGGAAGGGUCAGGAAAGGGUAUACAGCAGAACAUGUCUGUAUCCCCGAAGUCGGCCCCUCUGAGAGAGACCUUCUGGUAGUCCCAGUACCUCCCAAGCGUCGUCUGUAUGACCUGGGAAGGGCACAGAAUUGGAGACUUUUCUGGCGUUCUCAGUUCUUCCCCACCGUCAGCCCUGUUUACACUUGGCCAAAAUUGAAUCCAGACGUCCUGCGAGAGGCGCGUGAGCAGGCUAAUAUAAACGCCAAUUCGAGGGCGGAGUGA
Messenger RNA from Coprinopsis cinerea okayama7#130, 1011 nucleotides. RefSeq lists its product as hypothetical. The transcript has 7 exons. Gene Ontology annotation, biological process: protein targeting to membrane; peptidyl-L-cysteine S-palmitoylation. The record is from RefSeq and is a predicted model, not a curated record. Gene Ontology annotation, cellular component: Golgi apparatus; endoplasmic reticulum. NCBI's taxonomy places the organism in Eukaryota, Fungi, Basidiomycota, Agaricomycetes, Agaricales, Psathyrellaceae. Bases 1 to 1011 code for a protein of 336 amino acids. Gene Ontology annotation, molecular function: protein-cysteine S-palmitoyltransferase activity.